CUUAGUCACCCGUCUGCCGCCGCCGGUGCGCACCGCUCCGCUCCGCCCUCCCGGCUUUCUCGCCGGCUGCGCGACGCGCCCGAGGUCUCCCGGCGCCUAUGGGCAGAGGAGCAGACCGCCCCGAGGCCCCGCGCUGUCCCCGCCGCCCCGACUUAGGGUCCCGCCGCGCUGAGCGCCCCGCCUCCCGCGGCAGCAGCCUGCACAGGGCGCCAUGGCCUUCUCCCAGGUGCAAUGUCUGGACAACAGCCACGUCAACUGGCGCUCCAGCGAGUCCAAGCCCGAGUUCUUCUACAUCGAACAGCAGCGCCUGGCGCUGGAGGCGCUGGUGGCCCGCGGCCCCGAGGCCUUCUACGAGGUGCUGAGCCGGGAGAACAUCCGCGACUUCCUCUCGGAGCUGGAGCUGCGGCGCAUCCUGGAGACCAUCGAGGUGUACGACCCGGGCUCGCAGGACCCGCGGGACUCGGGCUGCCUCCCGGGGUCUGAGGACCAUGGAGCGCGGGACCGGGAGGAGGCCAAUGGGGCCCUCACGGAGGCGGAGCCCCCGCCCUCCCUGGAGUACUGGCCCCAGAAGUCAGACCGCUCCAUCCCCCAGCUGGACCUGGGCUGGCCGGACACCAUCGCCUACCGCGGCGUGACCCGGGCGAGCGUCUACAUGCAGCCGCCCCUCGACGGGCAGGCCCACAUCAAAGAGGUGGUGCGCAAGAUGAUCAGCCAGGCCCAGAAGGUGGUGGCCGUGGUCAUGGACAUGUUCACCGACGUGGACAUCUUUAAGGACCUGCUGGACGCCGGCUUCAAAAGGAAGGUGGCCGUGUACAUCAUCCUGGACGAGAGCAACGUCAAGUACUUCCUGCACAUGUGCGAGCGGGCCCACAUGCACCUGGGCCACCUCAAGAAUCUCAGGGUGCGGAGCAGCGGGGGAACGGAGUUCUUCACAAGGUCAGCUACCAAGUUCAAGGGCGCCCUGGCCCAGAAGUUCAUGUUCGUGGAUGGAGACCGGGCCGUCUGUGGCUCCUACAGCUUCACCUGGUCGGCCGCCCGGACGGACCGCAACGUCAUCUCCGUGCUGUCGGGCCAAGUGGUGGAGACGUUCGACCGGCAGUUCCAAGAGCUGUACCUGACCUCGCACGGCGUCAGCCUCAAGGGCAUCCCCAUGGAGAAGGAGCCUGAACCCGAGCCCAUCGUGCUGCCCGCCGUGGUCCCCCUGGCGCCCUCCGGCGCCGUGGCCAAGAAGCUCGUCAACCCUAAGUACGCGCUGGUCAAGGCCAAGAGCGCCGAGGAGAUCGCCAAGGUCUCCUCGGAGAAGCAGGAGGGCCAGAGGCCCCCGGGGCUGCGCGGCCCAGGGCUGGCCGAGCAGCCGGGGGACCCCCCGGAGCCGCCCCUGCCCGUGCACCCGGGGCUGCUCCACCUGGAGCGGGCCAACAUGUUCGAAUACCUGCCCACGUGGGUGGAGCCGGACCCGGAGCCGGGCAGCGACAUCCUGGGCUACAUCAACAUCAUCGACCCCAACAUCUGGAAUCCCCAGCCCAGCCAGAUCAACCGCAUCAAGAUCCGAGACACCUCCCAGGGGGGCGCCCAGCUGUGGAGGCAGAGCCAGGACUGCAGCCCCUCUCCGGAGCCCAGCACACCCCAAGACGGUCUCCCAGCCAAGAACGGCCUCCCCCAGGGGGACCCCAAGCCAGAGCCCCCUGUGCCCAAGCCCCGGACAGUCCCUGUGGCUGACGUGCUUGCCCAGGAUGGCGGCGGUGCCGGCUGGGCCCCAGAAAGCCCGGAAGAGGAGGUGCUGCAGAACAGAACAGACCACGGGCUGCCCAGGACCCCAGCCCCAGGCCCUGCCCCGCCCCGGAGGCAGCUGUCUGUGGCCCAGGGUGACCCUGGCAGCGAGGGCGGGGGGAUCCCCAACGGCCUGGACCAGGAGGACGAGGAAGACGACGAUGACUACAUAACCCUCAGCGACCAGGACAGCCUCUCGGGCAGCUCUGGCCUUGGCCGUGGCCCGCGGCGGCCCUCAGUGGCUUCCUCUUCUGUGUCGGAUGAGUAUUUCGAGGUGAGGGGACACCCGCCCCCUCUCCGGAGGCGCCACUCAGAGCAAGAAGCCAAUGGGCCGGCCCAGCCCCCUCGCCGACAGCUGAGCGCCCCCCACAUGACCCGCGGGACCUUUGGGGAGCCCCUGUGUGGUUCACCGUGGGCCCAGGGUCGGGGGAGAGAGGAAGCGGGCUCUCUGCGGAAGAUGCAGGCCUUUCGCUCCGUGGACAAGAACGCACAGGACCACCAUCGUGGACCCUCUGCCUUGGAGACGGGGGAUAAAGAUGGCUUCCCGCGGCCCUUGAGGACCCCAGGACCCCCGCCGUACUGCCCCGCUGCCGAGGGCGCCCAGAGCUCUAACAGGAGGGUGGGUUCCCACUACUGGCAGGCCAAGGGGAGCCUCGUGCCCCACACCCUGCCCGACCCCGGGAGCCCGCGGCUGGCCACCGACGUGCGUCCCAGUCCCCUGGGGAUCCCGUACUCCAAACUGUCCCAGUCGAAGCACCUCAAGGCCCGGCCGGGCGGCGGCCAGUGGGCCUCCGAUUCCAGGCGGAGGGUGCAGCCCCCUCGGGACCACAAGGACCCCUAGCCCGGUCAUCCCGGCCUCCACCGAAGCCCAGGCCCGUGGGGGUGUUCCUGGGGCUGCACCACGGACGGGCAGGUGGGCGCCGGACCUGCAGCCCACCCUGGAAGGCAAGAAGGCCGCAGGCGACGAUGCGGACACUCACCUGGUCGGUGCACCAGUACCAGGUGGCCAUGAUGGUCAGCCCGAAGGUCAUCCCGGUCCACGGGAGGUCCGCCGUGUGGGGGUCUCGGAACAUGUGCAUGGCAUCCGCACGCGGCAGGUGGCAGGUCGUGUUGGCAACAGUCUUGGAUGGUAUGGCCUGGGCGUAGGCUGCUGCCAGCUGCUCAUACCCGCCGAUCUGGUCGAAAGCUGGUGGGGUCGGGGCAGGACGGGGCGGUUGGUGGCUGGUGGCCUGACUCCCAGCCCCCCGCUACCCUCACCUCACAGGGAACUUCCUGUGGGUCCAGCUGGCCUCCCCACCCCACCUUCCCAGCGUCAGGGAGAGCGGGGUGUGGGGGGGCGCUCUGCAGAGGUGAGUCCCCCACUGUUUUCUAUGUAUUUAAAUACUAUUAAAUGAGCACGUGGUCCUAUGGCCUCUGAUGCUGGUUGGCCGUGGGCACGGGCUUUAAACCCUCAA
Molecule: messenger RNA, 3224 nt
Organism: Myotis lucifugus (little brown bat)
Lineage: Eukaryota; Metazoa; Chordata; Mammalia; Chiroptera; Vespertilionidae
Gene: SACK1G
Product: family with sequence similarity 83 member G
Exons: 6
Coding region: 212-2611 (799 amino acids)
Biological process (GO): BMP signaling pathway
Cellular component (GO): cytosol; nucleus
Source: RefSeq, a predicted model, not a curated record